Molecule: messenger RNA, 2814 nt
Organism: Astyanax mexicanus (Mexican tetra)
Lineage: Eukaryota; Metazoa; Chordata; Actinopteri; Characiformes; Acestrorhamphidae
Product: scavenger receptor cysteine-rich type 1 protein M130
Exons: 14
Coding region: 15-2675 (886 amino acids)
Cellular component (GO): membrane
Source: RefSeq, a predicted model, not a curated record
UGUGAGGUUGGUGGAUGGUGGCAGUCGCUGUGCUGGGAGAGUGGAGGUUCUUCAUAGUGUGUGGUGAUGACUGGGAUAUGAGUGAUGCUGCAGUGGUGUGUAGAGAGCUGGGCUGUGGAGAAGCUGUAGAUGCACUGGGCAAAUCUCACUUUGGAUCAGGAUCAGGACCAAUCUGGAUGGAUGAUGUGGACUGUAGUGGAUCAGAGUUUACACUGAAGAAAUGUCAAAGGCGAGGAUGGGGUAAACAUAACUGUAAUCACUCUACAGAUGCUGGAGUUAUCUGUUCAGGAGUCCUGCUGGUUAAUGGCUCUCGCUGUUCUGGAAGAGUGGAGGUUCUUCAUGGAGAGAGCUGGUUCACAGUGUGUGAUGCUGACUUUAACCAGCAGGAUGCAGAGGUUGUGUGUCGGGAGCUGGGCUGUGGUUCUCCUGUGGAGAUUCUGGGAGCAGCUGCUUUUGGUAGAGGGGAGGGUCCGGUGUGGUCAGAGGAGCUUCAGUGUAGAGGAAACGAAUCUCAGAUUCACUUCUGUCCAAAAUCAUCUUCACUCAAACACAACUGCUCCCAUGAUAAUGAUGUGGGACUGGCAUGUUCUGGAUGCAGAGGUUGUGUGCAGCUGGGAGCUGGGCUGUGGUUCUCCUGUGGAGGUUCUGCUUUUGGUAGAGCAGAGGGUCAGAUGUGGUCAGAGGAGCUUCAGUGUAGAGGAAACGAAUCUCAUAUGUACCUCUGCCAGACAUCUCCUUCCUUGAAACCCAACUGCUCUCACAACAAGGAUGUGGGACUAAGAUGCUCUGGUCACGCUCAGGCUCGGCUGAUGAACGGCUCAGAUUCCUGUUCUGGUCGAGUGGAGCUCCGGUACCUCAGUGAGUGGGGUACAGUGUGUGAUGUAAGCUGGGAUAUGAGAGCUGCCAGUGUCCUCUGUGCUCAGCUGAAGUGUGGGAGUGCUGUGGCUGUGUUGGGGUCAGACUGGUUUGGGGAGGGGAGUGGCCGGAUCUGGGCUGAUGUGUUUGAUUGUCAGGGAAACGAAACACACCUGUUAAAAUGUCCCAUUUCAUCAUGGAGUCGAACUGCAUGCUCUCAUGAACAGGAUGCUGGAGUUAUCUGUAGUGGUUCUUCUCUGGCGUCUCAUGAGGGAGGAGUGCGGUUGUCUGGAGGGAUGGAGUGUGAGGGGGAGGUGCAGGUGUUCUUCAGGCAGGACUGGAGGAGAGUUCUGCUGGACUCCUGGAGUGAGUCUGAGGCCUCUGUGGUCUGCAGACAGCCGGGCUGUGGUUCUGUACUCAACAUCUCCAGCUCCUCUUCAUCCAGUCCUGAACACAGCUACGUGUGUGUGACGGGUUUCAACUGCUCUGGGAGUGAAGCUCAUCUGAGGAACUGCAGCAGCUCACAAGCAGAUAACUGCAGCUCCACAGUACAGCUCUACAUCACCUGCUCUGGUACAUCUAACACAGUCCACAGCUCCAUCAGGCUGGUUGGUUCUGGGGGAGACUGUGCAGGAAGGCUGGAGUUUUUCCACAGUGGAUCAUGGGGGACAGUGAGUGAUGAAUUGUGGGAUAUUGAGGAUGCGCAGGUGGUCUGCAGGCAGCUGCAGUGUGGAGUGGCCCUCAGUGCUCCAGUACCAGUACCAGCCCGGUUUGGAUCUGGAACUGGACCCAUAUGGCUGAAUGAGGUGGAGUGUGAGGGGAACGAGGCGUCUCUGUGGAACUGCAGAUAUCAGCUGUGUGGAGAGGAUGAAUGUGGACACAAGGAUGAUGUAGGAGUCGUGUGCUCAGAGUAUAAAGAGAUCAGACUGACUGAGGGCUGUGAGGGGAAUCUGGAGGUGUUCUAUAAUGGAACCUGGGGGAAUGUGUGUGUAAAUGGGAUGACUGAUGAAACGGCAAAAUUGAUCUGUCGAGAGCUGAACUGUGGAAGAACUGGCAGUGAGUCUUGGUCUAAAGCAAGAGUGGAAUCAGCUCCUAACUGGCUGGAUAAUGUAAAAUGUAGGAAACAUGACUCCACUCUGUGGCACUGUCCAUCUUCUUCCUGGGGGGAGAACAGGUGUGAUAAUCGCAAUGAGGUUGCUUGCAUUACCAGCUCAGAGAAUGGAAAUACACUAGAUUUGACAAAUUGGCUGUGUGAUUCAUCUCCUCAUGAGAGACCGUGCUCAAAGCACAUUCCUCUGAGGCUGAGGGGAGGAGUAGGAAGCUGUUCUGGAUGGCUGCAGGUGUAUCAUAAUAAAACAUGGGGGUCUGUAUGUGGUGAUCUCUGGGACAUCAGGGAUGCUCAGGUGAUCUGCAGGCAGCUGGGUUGUGGGCCGGCGCUGAGUGCUAAUAGAAGAGCUGCUGAUGGUUCUGGUGGAGGAACUAUCUGGAUGAACAGAGUGAAGUGUAGAGGGAAUGAGAUUCACCUGUGGGACUGUCCUCAUUCCCUGAAGAACCACACUGACUGCUCCCACAGUGCUGGAGUCACUUGUGGAGGCUUCCUGUAUCAUACUUUCCCUUUAAAUAAUAAAAGAGGACAGAUGGGACAUUUUGUCUUGCAAGAUUCUCAACCACAGACAAUAAGAAUCAUAAACUCCUCCACCAGCUGUUCCCUCCAUCUAUCCAGUGUCUCUCCUGGUUCUGGGAUCUGUGCUCUUCCUGGCCUUAGUGCUUCUGGUUGUGCUGUUUUAUCAGAACAGAGUGCUCAGGAGAGUGAUCUCUAAGAGGAGGAAGACUUCAGCUGAGCCUGUCUAUGAGGAGAUUGACACCAGGCUCAUCCCUAAAAGAAUUACUGUCUCAACUGAAAGUAAAGCAGAUAAUGAGGAAAUGCAGUUAAGUUAUGAUGUCAUUUUUGCUGGACAA